Grosmannia clavigera kw1407 is the source of this 783-nucleotide messenger RNA. RefSeq lists its product as uncharacterized. The record is from RefSeq and is a predicted model, not a curated record. Bases 1 to 783 code for a protein of 260 amino acids. The transcript is spliced from 2 exons. Lineage: Eukaryota; Fungi; Ascomycota; Sordariomycetes; Ophiostomatales; Ophiostomataceae.
AUGGCACAUCUCACCCGCUCCACGGCUCUUCCAACCAUGGCUCUAGCCAUUAGCUCCAGCCUGGCACACCAGAACGGCACCGUUGCCGCGCUAUUCUAUGACGACUGCUACGACUACGACCCGGGGUCCUGCUUCACCAUGACGAUUGAAGCGCCCCCCAUCCACUGUCCACGCUGUCCCUGGCUGCCCGACUGGAUAUCGUGUCCGGCCGUGACGGACGUGACGACCAUGACGAUUCCCUGCAGCACGAGCUGCUGUCCCGACACCCCCACCGUCACCGUCACCACGCCUUGUUCGCCUUGCUCGACCACGUGUGGGCUCGCAUGGCAGGCCACCGUGGUCGAACAUGACUGCCCGGCCGCCACCACGACGGCACCAGCAGAGACGUCGCCUUCCUACUGGGAUUACCCGCCGCCCAAGGCGACGCGACCUGCCCGGCCGACCGACGAGGACGACUGGGAGGCCAAGCUGUUCCACAUCCUCCACACCGAAAGCAUCGACAUCAGCUACACCUGGGAGCACGACUGGACCACGGCCUAUACCUUCGACCUCGGCGGCACCACGGCCACGCAUAUUUAUGACCAAUACGGCACCACCGAGACGAUCGUCUGGGUCAUCCCGCGGCCGACAGACGGCCACCACGGCGGUGGCUGGGCGCGGCAGCCGGCGCCAAGAGCUCGCCGCAAGCGCAGGAUUCAGCUGAUGGGCUACGGCGCGGCUGAACCGGUGCCCAUCUUGACAGCCGACGUGGCUGCAGAAACAAAAAAAGCCUUGACCAAGUAG